Messenger RNA from Guillardia theta CCMP2712, 1563 nucleotides. RefSeq lists its product as hypothetical. The record is from RefSeq and is a predicted model, not a curated record. The coding region runs from base 1 to 1563 and encodes 520 amino acids. NCBI's taxonomy places the organism in Eukaryota, Cryptophyceae, Pyrenomonadales, Geminigeraceae. Gene Ontology annotation, molecular function: protein-arginine omega-N monomethyltransferase activity. The transcript is spliced from 9 exons. Gene Ontology annotation, biological process: peptidyl-arginine methylation.
AUGGUGGUGAUAGGAGGGUACGACGAUUCCAUGAAGAGGCUCGGCGUGCAGAGUUGGCAGGUAGGAGAAGGAUUUGCGCCGACCUAUCACUUCGACAUGCUUCAAGACCGAAGGAGGAAUGAGGCCUACCGGAGGGGGAUCGAGCAGACAGUAGAAGAAGACGAUCUGGUCGUUGACAUCGGCACCGGCAGCGGACUCCUUGCGAUGAUGGCGGCCGGUGCUGGGGCGCAGCAUGUAUUUGCGAUUGAGGGAGACCCCAAACUGGAGAAAGCAGCGCGGCUUGUGAUCGAGGACAAUCGCUAUGAGGAGAAGGUGACGGUGAUAGGAAAACACAGCACUGAAGUGAAGGUUGGCUAUGGGCUGGACGUUCCCUUCGGAGCCAACGUGAUUGUGACUGAGAUCUUCGAUAGCUUCAUGCUCGGAGAGGGUAUGGUGCCUACGAUGCACGAUGCUGUGAAAAGAGGCUUGCUCGCGGAGGGAGGAAGAGUUAUUCCUGCAGGGGGCAGGAUGCACUGCGUCCUCAUCGAGUCGGACUGGAUCCGCCGACACGAGACUCUCCGGGGUCAGGACUUGCUGGGAUCGGUGGAGGAAGUGAAGAGAGCCUCUGUUGAACAUGCGAGGGAAGCAGUCAGGCCGUUGAAGGUCAUGGAAGAUGGAACCGUCGACGCCAUCCUGAUCUGGUGGACGCUGGACAUGGAGGGGACGGGGGCGGUUCAGUUGUCAACGGAACCGGAGGGGUACGGGAGAGGAGGAUUCGAAGACGAGCGAGACGGAUAUCCUCCUCCUGAGCGAGAGCAUUGGAGACAAGCCGCAUGUGUUCUGCCUGCCGCAGUUGAAGUUGUCAAGGGUGACCUGUUGCAAGUUGUUUGUGGGCACAAAGAGUGUUAUCCGAGGUUCAUGGUCCGUAAGAGUUACGAUGAUGCAACGAAAGAUCUUGAGGGAGAAUUUUUACCGUUCGAGGCACCUUCGAAAGAUUGCGUGCAGUAUCCCUUUCUGAGACGAUGCCACAUCUUGCAACUGAGUUGUCAAGAGCGCGAGAACUCUUACAUCUCAGUUGUUUGCGAUCUGAUCAACAAAUCUCUCGACAAGGGUGAUCCCAGCCAAGACACGUUGAAAGUCCUCCUCCUUGGCGAUGGCCCACUCCUGCCCAUCGCUGCUGCAAAGGCCAUCACCGACCUUCGACAGGAGGAAUCAGAGCGGCGCAUGCGCAUCUCUGUGGUCAGCCUGCAGAGCUCCCUGGACGCAUGCGAGCUUGCAAACAUGGCAGUGAAGGGGAGAAAUCAAGAAGGAGCGAUCAAGGUUGUAGCUGUGGUAGAGAAAGGACAAACCUUCGAUGGCAGCAUGACGGAGGCUGUCUGCAGCGCCGCCUCACGGGAGCUGCAAGGAGGGAGAUUCGACGUCGUCUUAGCUGAACCCUCCUAUCACGCGCUGGCUGUGGGAGGAGCAGGAGGAACGUGGGCUGUGGACGAGUUUCUCCGUUUCUGGCAGGAGAUCACGGCGCUGCGAGAUAAUGUUGGCAUCCUUUGCAUCUGCUGUUUUACCUUCCCUGCUGCCCUCCUUUGA